AUGAUGAUGACGCAGCCGUUUCCUGCCCACCAAGGCAUGCCGCAACAUGGGUUUCCCCCCGGUCACCCAAUGGCCGCGCAACAUCCAAAUGGACACCCCGGCGCUGGAAUGGUACAGCAAAUGCAUCCUGGUGUGUCUGCGCCAGGAGGACCUCAAGCCAGCCCAGCGGGCCCGAUGAUGGGCGGCAUGGCCCCGGGCGCUGGGACAGCUGGUCCUGGUGGCCCAAAUGCUCAUGCCCUCUCCCAUCUGAAUCCCGCGCAGGCGCAUAUGCUUCAGACCUCCCAAUUCCAACAAAAUUUCGCGAACAAUCCCCAUCUAAUACACCAGCACCAACAACAGCAACAGCAACAAUUAAUGCGGCAACGAAUGAUGCUCCAACACCAGCAGCAACAACAACACCAGCAGCAGCAGCAGCAACAGCAGCAUCAGCAACAACACCAGCAGCAGCAACAACAACAGCAGCAGCAGCAACAGGGUCUCCCAGUGACAAUGCCUAAUGGUACACAAGGACUUAAUGCUGCCCAAAUUGCUGCAAUGCAAGCGAACCCUGGAAUGCGACCCGUCAAUAUGAUGCACAUUCAGCAGCAAAUGCCGCAUGGUCAGCCGCCAACUCUCCAGCAACAGCAGCAAUUCUUCGCUAUCCAGCAGGCACAGCAGCAGCAGGCACAACAGGCUCAGCAGGCUCAACAACAUGCUCAGCAACAGGCAAAUAAUGGACAAUCAGGCCAGCAUACCCCGCAGCGUACAUCAGCACAACCCCCGAAUAUGCACGAACAGAGUGCCACCCCACAGUCGCAGCAUGGUGGACCAGGAGGGGGCACACCACAACCCUCCCAGACCUCUCAGCCGCCAUCCACUCAACCUCCGCAAUCGCAGGGUCCCCCUCAAGGCCAACCCACUCCCAAUCCCCCAUCGCAGCAAUUGCCGCAGUCUCAACAGCCAGGUCAACAGGGGCAGCCUGGCGUGCAGCCUCAACCUCCCCAGGGUGCUCAGGGCCAGCAACCGGGUCCUCAGAAUCAGCAGAUGACAGCCCAGGAAGUUCAGUUGAAAGCACAACAACACCAGAAUGCUCUUAUGAUGCAGCAGCAACAGCAACAGCAACAGCAAAGGAAGAACAACGCAAUCUUGACCAUUCAUGCCUAUGCUGAGCAUCUGGGAAACUUCCAACCCCGCAAUGAGACCCAGGAUCUUCUAUAUUGGCAAUCGUUCGUCGACCGUUUCUACUCCCCUGUAGGUGUAUUGCGACAGGGUGUUUGGAACAACACGAUUGGAUCUAAACAAUUUGAAAUUGGGACUCCCGCACUGGCACGUUAUUAUUUGACCCAGUUCACCAGCGGAAUUAGUCAAAUUCAGAUGGUAGUGGAAGGUGCUCGUGAGCGGGAAUCUCAUAACGGAGGACAUUACGUGGAAGCCCCGAAAUGUUCAUUCAUUUAUUGGUUCAAGAAUGAGUGCCAGCUUUUCACUAACGGCACGUUGCGCGCGCAUUUCGAUAUGCACAACAAGCUUGAGAUGCUCGAUGUUAAUGUCGUCAGCCACAACGAGUUCAUUCCGCGGUCUUUGUUGUUGGCCAUGGAGGCGGACUCCCAAAAGCAAAGCCCGAAGGUCUCAAAGAACUCAAAACGCGCCCAGCCUAAGCAAGCACCAUCAUUACUACCGGACUCCAACGUGACUGCCAACGGCGUGCCUACUCCAGUGAUGGGAUUCAUGGAAGUGGCUGAAACCAUUUCUGCCAUGCAAAUGCUGUUCCAAUUUUCGCAAGCAAACCCGCAGCUAUCACCUCCUGACGCUUUGCGGAAUCUCGUCAACACCCUCCAGUCGCAAACUCCCAAUCCAGGCUUUGUGUCAACUCCCAUGCCCAUGAAUCCGGGUAUGAAUCCAGCCAUGAAUCCGGGUAUGAAUCCAGCCAUGAACCAGGUUAUGAAUCCAGCCAUGAACCAGGGUAUGAACCCGGGUAUGAGUCCGGGCAUGAGCCCAGGUAUGAACCCAGGUAUAAGCCCGAGCAUGAACCCCGCCAUGAACCCAGCUAUGAAUCCUGGCAUGAAUCCGGGCAUGAAUCCGGCGAUGCACCCAGGCAUGAGCCCAGGCAUGAAUCCAGCCAUGAAUCCAGCCAUGCACCCUGGUAUGAAUCCGGGUAUGAAUCCAGGCAUGAACCCUGGCAUGAAUCCAGGCAUGCAGCCCAUGCAAAAUGUUCGUGGACAUAGCAUGGGCGCUCCGUCGCAGUUUGCCUCGCCUGCUAUGGCCCAUCUUGGUCUCCCCGGGCAGCAAGGCUCGCCUCAUCUGACUGGUUCAGCACACGCAAGCCCAGCCCAAAGCAACCUUGCCGGUCCCCCCGGAAUGCAACCACCAAUGCAACCGUCCCCAGCUGGCGUGAACAACAGUCCAAAUGUAGGUGGCAACAAACGUCGCCGGGCAAGCACCGUCAAAAUGGAAUCCGAGGACGGUGGUGGAGUCGAAGCUAACGGCGCACCGCAACAGGGCUCAGCGAAAGUAAAGGCUAGCCCUCGGGUGCCGAAGCGACAAAAGGGCGCCGCCGCCUAA
This is a messenger RNA of Penicillium expansum, 2538 nucleotides long. RefSeq lists its product as uncharacterized. Bases 1 to 2538 code for a protein of 845 amino acids. Gene Ontology annotation, cellular component: transcription regulator complex; nucleus. Gene Ontology annotation, biological process: negative regulation of transcription by RNA polymerase II; positive regulation of transcription by RNA polymerase II. The record is from RefSeq and is a predicted model, not a curated record. The transcript is spliced from 3 exons. Lineage: Eukaryota; Fungi; Ascomycota; Eurotiomycetes; Eurotiales; Aspergillaceae.